CUUCUUACAGUAGAGCUAUCUAUCUCCCAUUCACAUCACAGUCUCUGUCUGUAUCAGAUAAAGCGCUAUCAUGGCGCAAAGAAGUGGGGCAUCUCUUUUUCUAAAAGGGACCCUCUCCAUUAACGUUUACUUUGGCUUCGUGUUGGCUUCCGUGUGGAUGUCAUUGGUGGGACCCGUGAAGAGUGACAGCGGUUUUUUAAAACGAACUGGCGGGGAUCGGUUUCUUGACAGCAGCGGCGGUGUGCUUGGAAGAAGCAUUGCUGUCGAUGGAGAUCUUGCUCGUACGGGAGCCGCGCGCUUCAGGAGAGCACAAUCCCAAGAUAAAGUCGCCCUGCUGAGCAGCUCGUUCGUGUUGAGAGGAGACGCGACACAUAAUCAGGCAAUGGUGCACUGGACCGGGGAGAACAGCAGUGUUAUAUUGAUCCUGACCAAGUACUACCAUGCAGACACUGCAAAGGUUCUGGAAAGUUCCAUUUGGAGGUCCACUGAUUAUGGAACAACCUACACCAAGCUGAAUCUGCUGCCUGGCACAACUAUAGUCGUCACCAACUUCUACAUCUGUCCCACAAACAAAAAGAAGAUAAUUCUUGUGAGUACUUCCAUCAAUGACCGGGACCCGAUGCUUUUUAUUAGCACAGAUGAGGGAACCAACUUUCAGAGACAGCCUCUCACAUUCUCCGUAGAGACUCUGAUUUUCCAUCCGAAUGAAGAAGACAAACUACUAGCCUACAGCAAGGAGAAAAGGCUCUAUGUAUCAACAGACUUAGGCAGGAAGUGGACUCUGCUACAAGAACGAGUGACAAAGGGUCGCUUUUUCUGGUCUGUGGCCAGAGUUGAUGCUGAUCCUGAUCUUGUACACAUGGAAAUGCAGGAUGCCAGUGGAGGUUUCCUCUACAUGACCUGUUUGAUUCAGAAUUGCUCUGACAAAAUGGUGACUGCUCAAUUCCUUGGCAAGAUUGACCAUAACUCACUCUCUGUGCAGGAUGAUUACAUUUUUGUGAAGGUGACAACUGGAAAUCGAACCAAGCAUUACGUUUCUUACCGUCGGAAUGAAUUUGUUCAGAUGAAGUUUCCAAAGUAUGCCUUACUAAAGGAUGUGCAGAUAGUCAGCACAGAUGAGAACCAGGUGUUCCUCGCUCUCCAGGAGUGGUACCAGACAGACACCUACAACCUCUACCAAUCGGACCCACAGGGUGUCUACUAUUCCAUUGUGUUAGAGAACGUCAGGAGCACCAAGCAGCCAGAAGAGAAUGUCCUCAUUGACAUCUUAGAGGUCCGUGGAAUUAAAGGAGUCUUUCUGGCCAAUCAGAAAGUGAAUGGGAAGGUCACCACACUCAUCACCUACAACAAGGGCCGUGACUGGGACUACCUUAAUCCUCCGUCCACGGACAUGAACGGGAAACCAGUAAACUGCAAACCGCCGGAUUGCCAUCUUCACAUGCAUCUCCGCUGGGCAGACAAUCCAUACGUGUCGGGGACCGUGCACACCAAGGACUCUGCGCCAGGACUGAUCAUGGGGGCUGGCAAUUUGGGCUCUCAAUUGGUCGAGUACAAAGAAGAAAUGUAUAUUACUUCUGACUGUGGGAAAUCCUGGAGACAGGUCUUUGAAGAAGAACACCACAUUCUGUACCUAGAUCACGGUGGAGUUAUAGUUGCCAUUAAGGACACCUCCAUCCCCCUCAAAAUACUCAAAUUCAGCAUAGAUGAAGGUUGGACUUGGAUGACACACAAUUUUACCAGCACCUCGGUUUUUGUGGACGGGCUUCUGAGUGAACCUGGAGACGAGACUCUUGUUAUGACGGUUUUUGGCCAUAUAAGUUUCCGGUCGGACUGGGAGUUAGUGAAGGUGAACUUUCGACAGUCUUUUCCCAGACAGUGCACAGAGGCAGACUACGAUGCAUGGAAACUAACCAACCUUAAGGGGGAGGCAUGCAUUAUGGGUCAGGAGAGGAGCUUCCGGAAGAGAAAAGACUCAGCAUUUUGUAUUAAAGGGAAGAGUUUCACUUCAGCACUGACCUCCAGGCCCUGCCAGUGUACAGAGAAGGAUUUUAACUGUGACUAUGGCUUUGAACGGGCAGCCAGUCUGAAGUCUGAAGGCGAUCGAUGCUUCGCUGACUUCUGGCACGACCCCGACUCCCCUCCUGACGACUGUAUCAUAGGGCAUUCCUAUGCCUCCAGCACUGGCUACAGGAAGGUGGUAUCUAAUAUCUGUGAGGGAGGAGUAAACAAACAGCAGAGUUCCAAACAGCACACAUGUCCUCUGCUGGCCCCCAGAGGUCUACAGCUUGGAAUCAAAGGAGAGACGAUGGCUGUGGGCCCUGGAGAUGACAUCACCUUCAUUGUGAGGCAGGAGCAGGGAGACACUGUACACACCAAGUACCAGGUGGAUCUGGGUGAUGGGUUUCGAGCCAUCUAUGUGAACCUGACAGUGACUGAUGAACCUAUUCAGCACCGCUAUGAGAAGCCUGGUAUCUACCGGGUCACUUUGAAGGCAGAGAAUACAGCAGGGCAUGAUGAGGCUAUGGUCUACAUCCAGGUCAACUCUCCCCUUCAGGAAGUGCAUUUAGAAGUGGUGCCGAUCGCUGGAAGGAACCAGGAUGUUAACUUGACAGCAGUGAUCCUCCCUGCAGCUACCAAUCUGACAGUCUUCUACUGGUGGAUUGGAGACAAUCUCCAGCCCAUCCUCUCCUUAGAGAACAGCCUGAUUACCAAAUUCCCAAAUACCGGUGAAGUGAUGGUGACAGUUCAGGCAGCCUGUGGAAGGUCAAUGGUCCAGGAUACCAAAACAAUGAGGGUGUUUGAUCAGUUCCAAGUUCUUCCUCUCACAUUCAGCAAAAGCCUUGAUCCUUUCAACCCAAAUAUCCCAGACUGGAGAGAGGACAUCGGGCAGGUUGUCACUAGAAUCCUAGCAAAGAUAACUGACAUUCCACAGGCAUCCCUGGUGACUGUGGUGAAAGCUGACCUUCCUACCACAGCAGACUUGUAUGUGCUUCCACCAGAGAGUACACCAGAGAAGACAAGUAGCACACCAGUCGACAAGAGGAUACCUGCCAUAAAGCAAGCUCUUAACGGGAACAAUGUUAGCUUCAUAGUGAGAGGGGGCCUGGUUGUGUUUGUAAACCUGGCGGAUUCUGAUUCAGAGUCUCAGCGGAGUGGUGCAGGUGGUGGAUUCUGGGCUAUGGCAGUGAUCUUUGUAGUCUGCUUGGUUGCAGUAGGAUCAUUCAUUCUCUACAAAUUCAAAAGAAAACUGCCUGGUAGAAACGUCUACGCUCAAAUGCACAAUGUAAAAGAACAGGAAAUGACCAGUCCUGUCAAUCACAGCGAGGACACCCAGAACAUUAUCCAAGGGGAGGAGUUUAUUGAUGAUGAUCUCGAUUCGCAAACAUUAGGUAACGCUGGAGGUAAUCACUCGGGGGUGGUUCUGAGCAUAAACUCCAGAGAACUGCACAGCUACUUGACCAGCUGAUGUUUACAGCAUCAAUAAACUGCGGAGGCUUGUCUCUAUAUUUUAUUGUUCAGUACUGGGACACUAGCAGGAGGGAAAGAGGGAGAUUCUCAGUUGAUACUACAGCAACCAGUCAUUUUCAAGGAAAAAAAAAGGUGUUUCUGUAACAUAUUCUGAGGAGGGGGAAAAAAGGUUGACUCCAACUGGAUUUAAUUAAGUGGGUCUCACUGUUUCUCAAAUGACUCUACCUGUCACCACUCUUUUCACUAAAGAACAAAAGAAUAACCACUAUCCUGUGUUUUGAAAGAGGACAUGGUGCUAACGUUUCAUAUCAUGUCUACUUUCAAUUCCUGUUACUGUAGCUUUCAUUACAGUUUAUAUCUCGUUAAAUGCACACUUUGACUAUUUGGCAGCACAUUUGUCAAAUGGCUGCCUAUUUUUAACUGUGUUCUUGUGCAGGUAGCAGUAUUUUGAGUUAUGGUCAUACAAUAUCUAUUGGGUCAGUAUGUGUAGAUCCAUGUUCAUUUAAGAAGGCUCUGCUCGCAUCCUGUGCUGUGUUUCUAUGCACUAAAUAACCAUGCUUUUAGUGUGUCGAAUCCCUGCACCUCAACCCCACACAGGGCUUCAUCCCACAGCAAGAUGUUUUGUGGAUCUAACAUAUCGCCUUACUAGGUAUUAGGAAGUUCAAUUGGAAAUUCAUAUCUAGGAUUUUGCUUUGAUUAACUCACAAAUAUUGAACUAGCCAUUAAUAAGGAUGGCCUUGUUCAAGGGCCUUACAUCAGCUUCAGACUGGAUCCACUGCUUGAUGGUGGUCCUCAUAGGUCCUAAUUUAGAAGAGGUGAUAGGUAACACACAUACUAAAUCUUUAAAAAUGAAUUGCUUGCUGUGGCAUCUAUCCAAACAUUGGUUUGUUUAUAGAAGUAAAUAUGGUCCUGGUCCAUAAUCACAAGACCCAUAUACAUUACUCAAUUUAUUCUUUUUGUUUUUACCUGAAAAGUAAUUCACAAUGGAUAUAGUAAAGGGAUUCUCAAAACAUUGGGCUGUAUGUAUGAGGUUUGGGGAAAAAAAAAAGUGCAAACAUUUUGCACUCUAACAGAAUUUACAAUUAUCUUUAAUAGUCUUGAUAAGGUAUGAGUGACUACUACUAUAUUAUGUGGAUUUUGCUGCUAACCCUACAAAAUAUGUAAUCGGCUUAUGUGUCUGUGCCUCAGACAUUAUUCUCCUGGUUUUGAAGCUUAACAACGAGUAUUAUACAUCAUGUUACUUGAGAAUAGUUAUAAUUGCUUUUACCAUCCUGCAUAAACAGUCAUUGUUAAGGUUGGACCACAGGCAAAAUGGUAUUGAGUGCUACCUUUGAAGAAUAAUACUAGCAACACCCUAGUCAAUAAUGCAUCACACUAACCCUGAUCUCCCUCCUCCUGUUGCCUUUGAGCAAUAAGAAGACUCAUCAUACAGAAUCACAGAAAGAAACUCUCUACCUUAUAUUUUUUUCACCCUCUUAAGAAGAUAAAAGCCAACUCUUCUUUAUUACAUCUAACAAUAGAAUGAGGAAGUCACGUCAGGAAUCUGGUACUCGGCAUUCUGUACACACACUGGGGCUGAGGACUGUUAUCGCCUUUUACAGGCUCAUUCAAUUAAAAAUGAACACUGCUGCGAGACAUAACCGUAUGUCAUUUUUGAUGCAUGCCACCAAAGCAUAUGUCACUAAGAAAAGAGUGUACAUGAGCUUUUACAAAAGGUGAAAACACGCACUCAUGAUCUCCACGGUUACAUGUAUGUAUUUUCUUAAAUAAGUAAUAGUUUGCUUCACUUUUGUUUUGUUUUCUAGGCCUUGGUUCCAAGCUCUCUUUCAUGAAAAACAGACCCUGUAAAUAACACAGCACUGAACAUCUACCAUUACACCUGCACAGGUUUACAUCUUAUUGAUAGAAACCAUAGUGAUGUUAAAUCAGUGGGUGUUGAUUUUUUUUAUCAGCCUCUUGAGUGAAAAAAAAUUGAUUACUUCACAUUUAUAGCCAUGUUAUUGUCUAUUGAGGCUUGUUAUACGGUAGCACUGAUAUAGCUAAAAAGGUGCUAUAUAUUUAUUUUUAUUUUUUUUAAUGAAUUCAGGCCAAAUUAAUUAGCAUAUGCCUAAAAUGAAAAACAAAGAAUCAUCUUAUUCGUCCUGUAUUGGUAGUGUUUAUUAAAUUGUGUUAAUUUGACUGCCAGGUUGCUGUUUUACUCAUUCAGAUUAAUUUUGUCAUUGCUGUACCUAUCAAAGUAGGAUAGAUAAUUAAAUUGUACGUUUUCUUAAAUUGUUGUUAAUGGUGUAUGGUCAAAAGAUAGUAUGUUAAAGAGUAAGUGACACAGUUCCGAAAAAUAUAAUGUUCCACAUCCCCAUGUUGUUGCUACAACUCUUUAAAUAAUGUACCUGUCAUUUUUAUUUUCAUUGUUAACACCCUGUUAAAAUGUUCGCUCUAGUUUAAGGGUUAUUGCCUACAUUGUCGAACAGGUAACACAGCAAUAAUGAUCCAUGAUGUGGUAUGGAACAGAAAAGCCAGUGCACAUAUUUUUAAAUCGCUCUUCCUGUAGUGAUUUAGACAGAGGACAGAUCUCAAACCCCAGUGCACUAGGGUGGACAUUUUUAAGAGAGCUUUGAAACAGACUUUAAAAUUUUAAGUGUAAGAAAUUACAGGCCCGUUAUUUAAACAGUUGUAGCAACACAUGGGGACAUAUAACACUAUAUUUUUUUGGAACCGCGCUACUUACUCUUUAAGGAUAACAUAAAACUGUUUGAAGCAGCUAUUGGCUGCAGUAUGUUGUGAAAAAAUAAGCAAGGUAUGCAGUUUACAAAUGCUAUUGUAUAUCUCACAAAGGGUGUUAAAUAUUUCAAUAGAGCCUAUAUUAGGCAAUUAAAAGUGGCAAGGUUCCCUUUAAUUUGCUUUGUAAAUUAAUAAAAAAAAAAAAAAAUACAACAGCAUCACAAUGUAAAUAAUUCCGGAUUAACCCACUGUCUACUAAGGAACAUUCUCACAUAUUAUCACAUUACCAAGGUGUCACCACAUUUAUCUGUGUGAAGCAGUGCUUUCACUACACUUUCCUUUGCUUGUACCGUGGUAUACCACAAUAAAUGUUUUCACAUCUGAUAAUUCUAUUUGUGAAAGUUAUUGUCCUGCAAGGUGUUAAUAGGUUGUGUUUCGCUUAUCUUAUAGAUGCUGAAUUGUAGUGAAAAGGGGAAAGCAGCUGAGUGUGCUGUCCAAUUUGCAAGCAUCUGAUAUGUGAAGAAGAAUUAACAAACUAACGAGUUAAACAGCAUCCAUGACAGCAUGGAGUUUGAACUAGUAUUGAUCUUAGAAAUAUAUAUUUGACCACACACACAUAUAUAUAUAUAUAUAUAUAUAUAUAUAUAUAUAUAUAUAUAUAUAUAUAUAUAUAUAUAUAUAUAUAUAUAUAUUAUAUAUAUAUAUAUAUAUAUAUAUAUAUAUAUAUAUAUAUGGUGGUCCACUAUGAAAGGCGCUAUAUAAAGAUUAUAUAUACACAGUACUGUGCAAAAGUUUUAGGCAGGUGUAAAAAAUGCUGUAAAGUAAGAAUGCUUUCAAAAAUAGACAUGUUAAUAGAAUAUAUUUAUCAAUUAACUAAAUGCAAAGUGAGUGAACAGAAGAAAAAUCUAAAUCAAAUCCAUAUUUGGUGUGACCACCCUUUGCCUUCAAAACAGCAUCAAUUCUUCUAGGUACACUUGCACAAAGUCAGGGAUUUUGUAGGCAUAUAGUCAGGUGUAUGAUUAAACAAUUAAACCAAACAGGUGCUAAUGAUCAUCAAUUCAAUAUGUAGGUUGAAACACAAUCAUUAACUGAAACAGAAACAGCUGUGUAGGAGGAAUAAAACUGGGUGAGGAACAGCCAAACUCAGCUAACAAGGUGAGGUUGCUGAAGACAGUUUACUGUCAAAAGUCAUACACCAUGGCAAGACUGAGCACAGCAACAAGACACAAGGUAGUUAUACUGCAUCAGCAAGGUCUCUCCCAGGCAGAAAUUUCAAGGCAGACAGGGGUUUCCAGAUGUGCUGUCCAAGCUCUUUUGAAGAAGCACAAAGAAACGGGCAACGUUGAGGACCGUAGACGCAGUGGUCGGCCAAGGAAACUUACUGCAGCAGAUGAAAGACACAUCAUGCUUACUUCCCUUUGCAAUCGGAAGAUGUCCAGCAGUGCCAUCAGCUCAGAAUUGGCAGAAAACAGUGGGACCCUGGUACACCCAUCUACUGUCCGGAGAAGUCUGGUCAGAAGUGGCCUUCAUGGAAGACUUGCGGCCAAAAAGCCAUACCUCCGACGUGUAAAGAAGGCCAAGCGACUCAACUAUGCACGAAAACACAGGAACUGGGGUGCAGAAAAAUGGCAGCAGGUGCUCUGGACUGAUGAGUCAAAAUUUGAAAUAUUUGGCUGUAGCAGAAGGCAGUUUGUUCGCCGAACCGCUGGAGAGCGGUACACGAAUGAGUGUCUGCAGGCAACAGUGAAGCAUGGUGGUGGUUCCUUGCAAGUUUGGGGCUGCAUUUCUGCAAACGGAGUUGGGGAUUUGGUCAGAAUUAAUGGUCUCCUCAAUGCUGAGAAGUACAGGCAGAUACUUAUCCAUCAUGCAAUACCAUCAGGGAGGCAUCUGAUUGGUCCCAAAUUUGUUCUGCAGCAUGACAACAACCCCAAACAUACAGCGAAAGUUAUUAAGAACUAUCUUCAGCGUAAAGAAGAACAAGGAGUCCUGGAAGUGAUGGUAUGGCCCCCACAGAGCCCUGAUCUCAACAUCAUCGAGUCUGUCUGGCAUUACAUGAAGAGAGAGAAGCAACUGAGGCUGCCUAAAUCCACAGAAGAACUGUGGUUAGUUCUCCAAGAAGUUUGGGCCAACCUACCUGACGAGUUCCUUCAAAAACUGUGUGCAAGUGUACCUAGAAGAAUUGAUGCUGUUUUGAAGGCAGAGGGUGGUCACACCAAAUAUUGAUUUGAUGUAGAUUUUUCUUCUGUUCACUCACUUCGCAUUUUGUUAAUUGAUAAAUAUAAACUAUUAACAUGUCUAUUUUUGAAAGCAUUCUUACUUUACAGCAUUUUUUCACACCUGCCUAAAACUUUUGCACAGUACUGUAUAUAUAUAUAUAUAUAUAUAUAUAUAUAUAUAUAUAUAUAUAUAUAUAUAUAUAUAUAAAAUCGAGCAUCAAAAGAAACGUAUCACUAUUAUAACACAUUUAUUUAAAAAAAAAAGGUAUAUAAAUGAUGGACAUUGACACUGUUGUUGGACACUGGAUAUGGAGUGAUUUCAGCUGUUGAAUUGCAAGCUUGAAUAAAAGCAAUAAAAGAAAAUCACAGAAAAAAAAACAAUAUGCUGCAUCUGUCAAGAGAGCAGCGUCUUUGUGCAAGCAGCAUGUUGGAGGCUGGACUAGGGCAGUGUACUGUGGCUUGCCGUCUUGGGUGCUCACAGCCAGCAAUUUCAAACCUGGCGAGACGGUAUAACCAGACACACUCUGUCAAUGACAGGCCACAAACUGGGUGACCAAGAGUCACAACACCUGCCCAAGAUGGACAGAUCAUUUUGCAGCAUCUUUGUGAUGUCAAUUAUUAAUCAGCACAAUAAAAAGUCUCUGCACCUUUUCUAAAACAGAGUUUGUCAUUUUUUGAUCACAUCUAGUGACUUUUAUCCAAAUAUAAAGUGAUAAGUUUCUUUUCAUGCUGAAAUAUAAGUGAUAUGUUUCUUUUGCUGCUCAAAUAUAUGUGAUAAGUUUCUUUUGAUGCUCGGAAUAUAUAUAUAUAUAUAUAUAUAUAUAUAUAUAUAUUACAGUUCCUUUGGUAGGUCCUACUCCCCUCUGUUCUACCUGCAUUCAGUUUCUCGAUAAAAUCUGCUUGAGCACACAAUUAAAUUUGCCACUUCCAGUAGUGUGACCAAUACGUCCACUGUACUUGGUACAUUGUGGUAAAUCAUUAUUUGUACAUCUCUUGUACAUAUGCUGAUGUUGGCUUGUUAGUUUUCUAGUGAUGUGAUG
Messenger RNA from Acipenser ruthenus (sterlet), 9442 nucleotides. RefSeq names its product VPS10 domain-containing receptor SorCS2-like. Gene Ontology annotation, molecular function: protein binding. Gene Ontology annotation, cellular component: membrane. Lineage: Eukaryota; Metazoa; Chordata; Actinopteri; Acipenseriformes; Acipenseridae. The record is from RefSeq and is a predicted model, not a curated record. The coding region runs from base 71 to 3466 and encodes 1131 amino acids. The transcript is spliced from 27 exons.